Messenger RNA from Trifolium pratense (red clover), 1064 nucleotides. RefSeq names its product glycine-rich RNA-binding protein 2, mitochondrial-like. Lineage: Eukaryota; Viridiplantae; Streptophyta; Magnoliopsida; Fabales; Fabaceae. The record is from RefSeq and is a predicted model, not a curated record. Bases 153 to 827 code for a protein of 224 amino acids. Gene Ontology annotation, molecular function: RNA binding. The transcript is spliced from 5 exons.
GCAGGAUCAUCUAAACAUCAAGAAGCUGCCACGUGGCACCUCCAAAGCCCUAAUUAUUUAGGUCAGCAUAAAAAUUGCAAAAGGGUUUAAGCACUUUCAUUUCAUUGUUUUGAUUUCUGAAUCAGCGAUAAGCGCUUUUCGAGGUUUGAGCAAUGGCGUUCUUUGGUAAAAUGGGGAAGUUACUUACGAAUUCUGCUGUCAAGCAGAUCAAUCAUGAUUUGUCUAUGUCUACUCCUUCAGUAUUUCAAGCAAUUAGAUCAAUGUCAUCAGCAAAGCUUUUUGUUGGAGGUGUUUCAUAUAACACUGAUGAGUCCGGUCUCCGAGACCAUUUUGCUCGCUAUGGAGAAGUUCUUGAAGCAAAAAUUAUCAUGGAUCGUGAAACAGGUAGAUCCCGAGGUUUUGGUUUCAUAUCGUUUGCAACAGCCGAGGAGGCAUCUGCUGCCCUUCAGGCUACGGAUAACCAGGAUCUUCAUGGUCGGACAUUACGAGUGAACUAUGCUACAGAAAGGUCACGUCCUGGUUUUGGUGGCGGUGGUGGCUAUGGUGGUGGCGGCGGUGGUUAUGGUGGUGGCGGUGGAGGCUAUGGUGGUGGCGGCGGCGGUUAUGGUGGUGGCGGUGGAGGCUAUGGCAGCGGCUAUGGCGAUGGUGGCUAUGGCGGUAAUACUUAUGGUCGUAAUGAUAAUAAUAGUGGUGGACGCUAUGGAGGUGGUGGUGAUACUUAUGCUGCUGGUGGUGAACAAAGCAAUGACAUCAUUGAGCCAUUUGAAAACAACCACGUUGCAGAGAACAAUGAUCAACCCGAUGACUUCGCUGAGACCCGGAGGUGAGGGGAAAAUAUUUUCAUCAUGAUUGUAUUCCUUGCAAAGAGCAAGUAACAUGUGGGAUUGAUGAUAUAAUCAAAUGUGUUUCAAACUUUUGUUUACUUUUUCCCCUUUAUUUUUCAGAACUUCAUUGUUUGACUUCAAUUUUAUAGUUUGUCAGCUCAAUGACUGAUGUAAAAAUAAGAGUUUUCUAGGAUUGAUUACAACUACAUUUAUAAUAAUUUAAUUUUUCAACCGUUUGAA